CCCACGCCCCCGCGCCCCGCGGCAGGGGCUGCGGCGAGAUGGCCGCGCGUGUCGGCCUCCUGCUGCGCGCCCUGCAGCUGCUGCUGUGGGGCAGCCUGGACGCCCAGCUGGCGGAGCGCAUAGGCCAGGAGCUGCACAGGGAGGCAGAGGCAUUCCUGGAGAAGUAUGGAUAUCUCAAUGAACAGGUCUCCAAAGCUCCCACCUCCAGGCAAUUCAGCAAUGCCAUCAGGGAGUUCCAGUGGGUGUCCCAGCUGCCGGUCAGUGGCGUGCUGGACCCCGCCACCCUGCGCCAGAUGACGCGGCCCCGAUGCGGGGUUGCAGAUACUGACAGUCAGGCGGCCUGGACCGAGAGGGUCAGUGCUCUGUUUGCUGGACACCGGGCCAAAAUGAGGCGUAAGAAACGCUUUGCAAAGCAAGGCAACAAGUGGUACAAGCAGCACCUCUCCUACCGCCUGGUGAACUGGCCCCGGCACCUGCCAGAGUCGGCCGUCCGGGGGGCUGUGCGCGCCGCCUUCCAGCUGUGGAGCAACGUGUCGGCGCUGGAGUUCUGGGAGGCCCCAGGCACAGGCCCUGCUGACAUCCGCCUCACCUUCUUCCAAGGGGACCACAAUGACGGGCUGGGCAACGCCUUCGAUGGCCCAGGGGGCGCCCUGGCGCACGCCUUCCUGCCCCGCCGCGGCGAAGCGCACUUCGACCGAGACGAGCGCUGGUCGCUGAGCCGCCGCCGCGGGCGCAACCUGUUCGUGGUGCUGGCGCACGAGAUCGGCCACACGCUCGGCCUGACCCACUCGCCCGCGCCGCGCGCGCUCAUGGCGCCCUACUACAAGAGGCUGGGCCGCGACGCGCUGCUCAGCUGGGACGACGUGCUGGCUGUGCAGACCCUGUAUGGGAAGCCCCAGGGGGGCUCAGUGGCCAUCCAGCUCCCAGGAAAGCUGUUCACUGACUUUGAGGCCUGGGACCCCCACAGACCCCAGGGAAGGCGACCUGAAACCCAAGGUCCUAAAUAUUGCCACUCAUCCUUCGAUGCCAUCACUGUAGACGGGCAGCAGCGACUGUACAUUUUUCAAGGGAGCCACUUCUGGGAGGUGACAGCUGAUGGCAAUGUCUCGGAGCCCCACCCACUACAGGAAAGGUGGCCUGGGCUGCCCCCCCACGUUGAGGCAGCAGCAGUGUCACUGGAGGAUGGAGACUUCUACUUCUUCAAAGGGAGUCGAUGCUGGAGGUUCCAGGGCCCCAAGCCAGUGUGGGCUUCGCCACAGCUGUGCCAGGCAGGCGGCCUGCCCCGACACCCCGACGCGGCUCUCUUUUUCCCUCCUCUGAGCCGCCUCGUCCUCUUCAAGGGUGCCCGCUACUAUGUGCUGGCCCGAGGGGGGCUACAGGUGGAGCCCUACUAUCCCCGAGGCCUGCGGGACUGGGGUGGUGUCCCUGAGGAGGUCAGUGGCGCCCUGCCCCGGCCCGACGGCUCCAUCAUCUUCUUCAGAGAUGACCGCUACUGGCGCAUCGACCAGGCUAAACUGCAGGCCACCGCCUCGGGCCCCUGGGCCACAGAGCUGCCCUGGAUGGGCUGCUGGCACGCCAACUCAGGGGGCGCCCUGUUCUGAAGGCACCCCCACCUCUUAGUGAACUGUUGGUGCCCUCCUGGCCCACUUGUGUCCCCUGCCCCAGGGGCAGAAGCUGUCUUGGAAGCUCUGAGCCUCCCUGCAGAAGACCCGGCAGGGAAGUUUGUCUGCGUUUGUUCCCUGGGGAAUGUGGCGUUGUCUUUGUGCUGUCCCCACCACAGGGAGGUGGGGCUGGGAUCAAUCCGAGGAGAAACCAAAAAGGGUCUCAGACCCCACGGCCCUUUCCCCAAGGACUCUUUCCUCCUCAAGCUUGGGGGAUUUUGUUUCUUCUGCUAAAGGUGCAGUUCUGUCUAUAAGGCAGCAGCACUGGGCAACCAGGGAGGAUGCAAAACUCAACAGAGAGGUUGGGACCAUUUUGCAAGAGUGUCCCCUUCCCCUCAAGACCUCUUGGUUGAGUCCUUGGAGAACUGUGCCUUAUUUAAUCAGAGGCCCCACCCCCAGGAAGCCUGCAUGGGUUGGGUUCAAGGGUCACCAACCUCAGAGGCCCUGAGGGGGCUCAGGACCCAGAGCAAGAGGGAGACUGAUGCAGGCAGGCUUGCUGGGCCCUGGCUUUUUGUGGGGGGCUGGAAUAAAGAGGUGCCCCCAGCUGGAGCGCCUGGAGGUGCAAACCAGCCAUC
Ceratotherium simum simum (southern white rhinoceros) is the source of this 2236-nucleotide messenger RNA. It is a transcript of the gene MMP28, whose product is annotated as matrix metallopeptidase 28. Gene Ontology annotation, biological process: extracellular matrix organization; proteolysis; collagen catabolic process. Gene Ontology annotation, cellular component: extracellular matrix. The record is from RefSeq and is a predicted model, not a curated record. NCBI's taxonomy places the organism in Eukaryota, Metazoa, Chordata, Mammalia, Perissodactyla, Rhinocerotidae. Gene Ontology annotation, molecular function: zinc ion binding; metalloendopeptidase activity.